AUGACAACUUCCUGAAGUCAAAGAAAGUGUCUGUGUGCUUGCUAGACUUCAAUUAUGGCGUGUUGUUUCAAAAGGCCAGAUCCAGAUCCACAGGUGCGCGAUCUAGUGUACCGCAGAAGUACUAGAGCCAACAGUGACUGUUGUCACGAUCUGAACGAGGUGACGAGACGACUGACGGAAGUACGUCAACAGAACGACCCAGAAAGCACCCAGCAGUGGAUUGAGAUUCGUCUCUGGGAUGCAGCUUUCUACGGACAAUUUGAAGUCUGUCAGUUUCUUCUGGAAGAAGGAGGAAAUCCAACUUGGAAGAAAGACGACGAUUGGUCUGCAGUUCACUGGGCCGCUUACUACAACCAUUCUCGUAUUCUUCGCCUCUUUCUGGAUGCUGGAUGGUCUCCUCAUGUCACAGACGAACGAGGACUAACGCCUUUGUGGUGGACUUGCUAUCAAGGUCAUGCCGUCUGUUCCGAGAUGUUGUUGUCUGUCGGAGCCGAUCCUUUCUACAAGAGACGCGCAUCGAGGAGUAAUCUGAGUGUUCUUGUCUGUGGAGUGUCGUGCGACGAUAGCCCACUGGUAGCAGCCAAAAAGAGAAAUCACCAAAACAUUGUGGAGAUGAUGCAUCAACAGGCACAAGUUUCUCUUGUUGAUCAGUCUCAGGUAGCUGAUGAGUCCCAUGUAGGAUUACAUGAAGUACAAGCCGGUUUGAUGUCUCAACUGUGGAUUCCCACACUUUACUGGAAGACGUAA
Messenger RNA from Corticium candelabrum, 747 nucleotides. RefSeq names its product ankyrin repeat domain-containing protein 39-like. The record is from RefSeq and is a predicted model, not a curated record. Bases 55 to 747 code for a protein of 230 amino acids. Lineage: Eukaryota; Metazoa; Porifera; Homoscleromorpha; Homosclerophorida; Plakinidae. Gene Ontology annotation, molecular function: protein binding. The transcript is spliced from 4 exons.